GGUGCGAGCCAUGGCCUCCCGGGACCCGCCGCCAGUCACCAGCUACGGCCCGGCCGAAGUGCCCUCGGGGGUCGCGCUGCUUCUCACCAUCCCCUUCGCCUUCUUCCUGCCGGAGCUGAUAUUCGGGUUCUGGGUCUGGAUCCUGGUGGCCGCCACCCAGGUAGCAAACCCCUUGCUGCAGGGAUGGGUGAUGUACGUCUCGCUCACCUCGUUUCUCAUCUCCCUCAUGUUCCUGUUGUCCUACAUCUUUGGAUUUUACAAAAAAUUUCAGUCCUGGAGAGUCUUGGACAGCCUGUACCACGGGACCACCGGCAUCCUGUACAUGAGCGCCGCCGUCCUCCAAGUGCACGCCACGAUCAUCUCGGAGGCCGAGAACCUGCAAAACUACUACAUCAACACGGCGGCCUCGUUCUUUGCCUUCGUCACCACCCUGCUCUACAUCCUGCACGCCUUCAGCAUCUAUUACCAAUGAGGCGUCCGGGAGCCUCGGCCAGGGAGAGAGCCGUCUGGAAGCCAGGAUCACGGGCCACUGGCACAGGUGUCACCAUUUGCUGUCUGCGCGGUUAACAGAAGGGACCAGGGCUUCCUCCCAGACGGAGCGAUGGGCCACCCUCGGCAGCUUGGUGUGGACAUUCAAGGUCACUAGGAGGAACCUGCGAAAGCUGUUUGUUUCUUUUCCCUGGGAAAGUCAUUGUGGCUUAGAAUCACCGACCGUGAACCUCGCUCUUCUAGAAGCUGCCUUCCAGAGCCCUCACUGCAGGGUCCCAGAUCCACUCGGCCUCAGCAGUGAACCCUGUAGUAGUCUAGGGGAAGAUCCCGUCCCGUCGUCUUCUCUUAAACGCUAAAAGGCCCUGUGGAGGCCUUCGGAUCUGCUGCACAUGCGCAGACCUGUUUCCUGACCCUCGCUUCUGCCCCCCCACCACCCCCCGCGGGGAAGCCGAUGGGGACAGGCACACCGUCCAUUCCUCCUCUUCCCAUCCCUUUCCCUCGCUCACGCUGGGAUCCAAGGAGAUCUGCACUAAGCCAACUUUGAGGGGAGCUUUGCGGGGGAAAUGGGUGACUGACUCUACAAAACCAUUGCACAGUCAGGCCUGGGGGCGGGGCUGGGGUCUGGACAGAAGUGGGACAGCCCACGUCUCCAGACGUCCGGCCUCUCUGAAAACCACGCGGCUGCCUCCGAGACCCCGCUCCUGGGCACUGGAAGCCCACCUUGUCCCUAAGAAAAGCCCCUCAGUGAAGAGCCGGGAUGUCACGUCUGUGCACUGCCCCCGACAUGGAGAGUAAAGGCCCCCGCGGCAUCUCAGGGACCACUCUCCCUCGGGUGCGCGCACCCCCUCGCAUGCCCUGUGUGUGAGAGGCCCAGAGCCGGCUGCAAGGACCUGGAGAUGCACGUUGGGAGCAGUGCACACAGAAAUGUCGACUCAAGACAGCUGUGUGCAAUGGCGCAGCUCCAGCUGCGGAGGGGUCUCCUGACCUGGCGGUGGGGGGCGCAGCCGUGAGAACCGUCCGUUUGAAAUGCAAUAAAUUAUUACGUGAACGGGCCUCGUGUUCGCUGUUUUGCGGGUUUAAGGUUUGGUGUCAGGUUUUGGUUUUUUGCAUUCCUGGGUGGGAGGAGAAGCUCUGCUUCACUGUGCUCUAAUUGUCCUGUUAUCUUCCAAGCCGCCAUUCGCCUCUGGUUUUGUGACCUGGGGCGAUCGCUGUUCGAUAUUUACCGAGUAACCACAUGCAAAUAAAAGGCAUUUGUACA
Messenger RNA from Lepus europaeus (European hare), 1747 nucleotides. It is a transcript of the gene MALL, whose product is annotated as mal, T cell differentiation protein like. Gene Ontology annotation, biological process: myelination. Gene Ontology annotation, cellular component: membrane. Gene Ontology annotation, molecular function: structural constituent of myelin sheath. The transcript has 4 exons. The coding region runs from base 11 to 472 and encodes 153 amino acids. The record is from RefSeq and is a predicted model, not a curated record. NCBI's taxonomy places the organism in Eukaryota, Metazoa, Chordata, Mammalia, Lagomorpha, Leporidae.